Uranotaenia lowii is the source of this 1128-nucleotide messenger RNA. RefSeq lists its product as uncharacterized. The record is from RefSeq and is a predicted model, not a curated record. The transcript has a single exon. Bases 1 to 1128 code for a protein of 375 amino acids. Lineage: Eukaryota; Metazoa; Arthropoda; Insecta; Diptera; Culicidae.
AUGGUCUAUUUGACCGAUCACAACUCUGCCAACCGUUUGAUACAGAGCGAAAUAGUCAAAACUUAUGGAUAUAAGGCCUAUGUCCCGAAACAUCUUUUAUCAGUAACAGGGGUCAUCUCGGACGUCCCAACUGAGAUAAACAAUAAUGACAUCCUACAGGAUAUUCAAAGCGCGGUUCCUGUAAUGGAUGUUUACAGGCUCAAUCGUUUUGAGAACAAUAAGCCCACACCAACCAAUCGGGUUAAAAUCACCUUUCGGACAAACCGUCUUCCGGAGACAAUCAAGCUGUACUGCUGCGUACUCAAAGUAACUCCAUACUACCGUAAAGCAAUAUUGUGCCUCAAUUGCUUACGGUACAACCAUAAGGCUGAAGACUGCAGAAGCGCCAAACGAUGUUCCACCUGUGGAGAGCAGCACCUAGAUGGAAAAUUCGACGAUUGCCAAAAGAAACCCUUCUGCCUAUAUUGCAAAGCAGAACACAGCACAACCGACGUGAAGUGUCCGGAGAAGACUCGCCAGAACACCUUGAAAGCAGUAAUGGCGAAACACGGGCUUACAUUCCUGGAAGCCAGAGAAAAAUUUACAAUACCAACGUCCAACCAGUACAAUGCGUUGUUAGAAUUUGUAGAUUCACCAACCCCACAGGAGAGCUUCGCCAAAACAGUUACCAAGAAUGUCCCAAUGAGAAAGGUGGAAAAUAAACGACAUCCCAUAGCACAACCCGCCUACAAAGUCAACGACGAACUUUCCCGUAAGCGCGCCAGGAGUGAUAAAGAGCCAGAGAUAACGGGAACCUGUUUGAAUAACCCGGAGAGAGUCGGAGACAAGGAACGAUGGGUAACAGCACUGACGGCAGGUAAGCGCAAAGAAAAUAAUACGACAGGGGAACAGUUGGAGAUAGUUCAGAAAAAAGUAAGACAGCAGUCGCAGCAAUCUGAUCCGCAACUACCCAAAAAAUACCACCUUAUUGACAUUCAGGAGCACAUCAUGAGGCUUUACACUGCAAUCAUGAACGACGCUCAGGCCAAAGGCAAGGUCCGGGAAAACAUUAAAGAAAUUGCGAAACAAUUCUUACCUUUUGAUAUGAUCCAUAACCCUGAAAUUUUAGAAAAUUCUACCACCCAAUAA